This is a messenger RNA of Carica papaya (papaya), 1297 nucleotides long. Its product is annotated as putative sugar phosphate/phosphate translocator At5g05820. Lineage: Eukaryota; Viridiplantae; Streptophyta; Magnoliopsida; Brassicales; Caricaceae. The record is from RefSeq and is a predicted model, not a curated record.
CUCAUGAAAACAUCAGGCUCUCUUGUCACCUUGGGGAUAAUCGCAGCUUGGUAUUCCUCAAACAUUGGCGUGUUAUUACUCAACAAAUACUUGCUCAGCAACUACGGAUUCCGCUACCCUAUCUUCCUCACUCUCUGUCACAUGCUGGCUUGUUCGACGCUCAGCUACCUCGCCAUUUCUUGGCUCACCGUCACCCCAAUGCAGGCCAUCAGGUCGCGGGUGCAGUUCUUCAAGAUAUCCUCUCUGGGUCUCAUCUUCUGCCUCUCCGUCGUCGGCGGCAACAUUUCCCUCAAGUAUCUCCCCGUCUCCUUUAAUCAGGCCGUGGGUGCCACGACGCCGUUUUUCACUGCGGUUUUCGCUUACCUGAUGACCCGUACAAGAGAAGCCUUCCUUACCUACGCUGCCCUCCUUCCUGUGGUUGCUGGUGUUAUUAUUGCCAGUGGGGGAGAACCGAGCUUUCAUCUCUUUGGGUUUAUAGUAUGUGCUGCUGCAACCGCAGCUCGUGCAUUCAAGUCUGUGCUUCAAGGGAUUUUACUCUCCACCGAAGGAGAAAAGCUCAAUCCCAUGAACCUCCUCAUGUACAUGGCUCCGGUAGCUGUUACUGUUCUCAUUCCGGCUACUGUCUUGAUGGAAGGAGACGUUGUUGGGAUCGCGGUUUCUCUUUCGAGAGAUGAUGUGAAGUUCUUAUGGUAUUUGCUUUUCAAUUCACUGCUAGCCUUUCUUGUGAACUUGACAAAUUUCUUGGUCACAAAGUACACAAGUGCUUUGACUCUUCAGGUGUUAGGAAAUGCGAAAGGAGCUGUUGCUGUGGUUAUAUCCAUUCUGAUAUUUAGAAAUCCUGUAUCAGUUACUGGAAUGAUGGGGUACACCAUCACAGUUAUUGGUGUUGUUCUCUAUAAUGCAGCAAAGAAGAGGAGUAAUCAAAGCAAAUGAGGCUUCCUCCAACCUUCGUCUCAAGCAAGGCAAUGGAAAAUUCUCUCAUACCAAAAAUGCAUGUUCAUUUAGUAUCACACUUUUAUUAAUAACUUGAUAAAAUUUUUAUUUAUACCAAAUUAUUAAUAAAAAUGUGAUACUGCAUGCAUCUAUCUAUAGCUGCUGCAUAAAAAGAAUUUCUCUCCAGCAAAUAUACGUGAUUUGACUUCUAUAUAAUGUGUAUAUUUUCACUUGUUUAUCUAGAGCAGCACCCUGGCUGGCAUAAUUUUGCAGGUGUAUUCAUAAGGUAGUCAUUCAUUUAUUCUUUUGUAAUACCAUAAUAUAAACCUCACGAUUCUUUAGUGAAUCUUAGUUUUCAUCGAAC